AGGGUCAUGUAUAAACAUAGCUGCUUUACGCGUAGAAACAAGACAGCUGCCAUAAAUUCCAUGAACCGUGUCUGCAGAUCUGCGGAAGAUUCGAGAUAGAGAUACCGGUCAGGGAAUAUUGGAUACUCGAUUUCUUGUCUUGACUGGAGAACAUACUUGCAGAGCCAGAUGUCUGCUAAAGUCGAUUUAAUGAAGAGAAGUUCGUGGGUGAAAAGGAUAGGGGAUUAUUUCGAUGCGUUGGACCUGAACCAAAACGGUUUCUUAACACUAGACGAAUUCUUACAGCUGGCAGAGAAUUUGCAAACUAAGUGCAAUGCCACCCCUUCGGAGAUCACAAAUUUGCGCAUCGAACUUCGUCAGUUCUGGGGUGCCGUGGGUUUUAUGCCAGGAGAGAAAAUUUCAAAGUUGAAGUUCACUGAAGGAUUCAACCGUCUCGCGCGUGAUGAAGUGGAAAGAAAGGAGGCAGGUGACAAAGCCUUGCUCGAACAACUAACCGACGCCUUCUUUGACAUCAUGGAUGCGAACAACGAUGGUACGGUCACUUUGGAUGAAUUAAAGAUUUUCAUGAGAGCUCGUGGUUUGGAUCCAAAUGGAGCCGAGGCUUGGUUUAAAUUAGCUGACCGGGACAGAAAUGGUAAAGUGGAACGACAAGAACUCUUCAGGUACGAGUUUGAUUUCUGGUUCAGGCCCGAUCUCGCGAGCAGCAAAAUGUUUGGCGGAGCUUAUUCGGGUUAUGACUAAGAAAUCUUUUGACUUCAAUCUUCUUCAAGAAUGCCGUGAUGUCUUUCUAUUCUCUAUUCUCUGAGUCAGGUUAUUCGAUUUUAUCAACCGAGUUGUUAAUGUAAAUUGGCCACCGUAGGGAGUUUAACUUUAGAAACUCUCUACGGUGGACAAUUUACAUCAUCACUUAGCCGGAUAAACCGAAUUAUCUUGCAAUACAUCAUUAUCCUCCUCCGACGCAACACCUCGGCUUCUUUAGAAACUUACUCCUUUUAUGCUACGAGCACUCCUUCUGAAAGAAUUUGCAUGUGUUCUGGGAUCUUCAUGGUCAAAGCUCCAUCACGCGAAGAGACGUUUCGAAGAAAAUAAAAACUUGGAGAAGUUUAGAAUAUGUAUUGUACACCGAGUAGAUUCACUGUAUUCAGUGGUGUAUUCAUCGCGUUUUAUCAGCGGCUGCUGUAGUGUCUGCAGUGACAGAAGGUUAAGACACUAUUCUUAAGAGUAAAAUCACAAAGUUCGUCAACAACUACAUUUCCUAAGACCAUUUACAUUAGGAAUUGAAUAUUUAGAUUCAGGCACGUCAUAGAAGCACAUGAGAAAUUCCUAGGUGAAGGCAUUAGACGGCAAUAUUAAACGUUACUCCCAAAUGUC
Pocillopora damicornis (cauliflower coral) is the source of this 1371-nucleotide messenger RNA. RefSeq names its product obelin. NCBI's taxonomy places the organism in Eukaryota, Metazoa, Cnidaria, Anthozoa, Scleractinia, Pocilloporidae. The record is from RefSeq and is a predicted model, not a curated record. Gene Ontology annotation, molecular function: calcium ion binding.